AUGAUCGUUGCACUACCGGAACUGACGUCCUUGAGCACAGAAACCAGCUCGGUGUUGACUUUGGCGUCGUGCAAUGCCGCAAGCAUCUUCUUGCCGUGCUCGUCGUCCCCAACAUUGCCCCACAUCCGCACAUGGCCCUUAUGGAUCGACAGUCUGGACGACGCAAUGGCCUCGUUCAGACCCUUUCCGCCCAGAUGUUCUUCAAACUGGAUGCCUUGCAUUGUCUCGCCGCCCUGGGGACAGCGCGACGAGUACGUCACCAUGUCAUAG
Ogataea philodendri is the source of this 270-nucleotide messenger RNA. RefSeq lists its product as uncharacterized. The transcript has a single exon. The record is from RefSeq and is a predicted model, not a curated record. Bases 1 to 270 code for a protein of 89 amino acids. NCBI's taxonomy places the organism in Eukaryota, Fungi, Ascomycota, Pichiomycetes, Pichiales, Pichiaceae.